AUUGAUCAAUAAAAAUGGAAGAUGAAAAUAAUAUAGAGAAAACUAAAUCCAUCAAGUCAAAGUACAUGGGUCGUACCUUAUUAUUGUUAACUCAUAUUUUAAUUGUGUGGGGACUAUAUACAACAUCAUUUUAUGAAAAUUCAUAAUUAUCAAUCCUAAAUAAUUUAAGAGUAGUUGCUUUUUUUUUUUGGAUAUUACUAUUGACUUGUUAGAUCAGAACUUCUUUUUCUGAUCCUGGAGAAGUCCUUUAGAAAAAUGUUCCAAUUAAAUUGCAAUUAGUUCAUGAUAUGUAUAAUAAAAAAUGUAAGAAAUGUAAUUAAUGGAAACCUCCUAGAGCACAUCAUUGUAAAAGAUGCAAUAAAUGUAUUUUCAAAAUGGAUCAUCAUUGUGAGUGGGAAAAUAAUUGUAUUGGAGCUUUGAAUUAAAAAUACUUUGUUCUAUUCUUAAUUUAUAUGCUUUUACACAUAUUAACAUUAUUGAGUAUUCAUUCAAUUGGAAUUAGUGAGUAUUUUAUGAAUUCAAAAAGAAAGAUUAUACCAAUUUUAAUGACAAUAACAAUAAAGAAAUGUUAAAUAUUGGGUAUUCUAUUAUUAUGUUUCUUUUUUAUAAUUUUUGUAAGUUAAUUGCUUUGGGAUUAAAUUACAGCAAUUAAUGAUAAUUAAACAGUUAUAGAAUCUAGAUAGGGUAAAUUUGGUAGAUAAUAAUCAUUUGUAAAUAAUUUUAAAUAAGUAUUUGGUGAUUAAGAAUGGUAUUAUUGGUUAUUACCAACAAAGCCAAAAAUGAAAUUAAAUUAUGCAGAACUUGUAUAUGGAGAAGAAUUGAUAAAAUAAGGAACAUAAUAUUUGGAGGAUAUAAUAUAUGAUGAAACUAAUCCAGCGAGUAUUCAUUUUAAAGAAUUUAUGUUGGAUAACUAUUCUAAAUAAAAAUAAUGA
Paramecium sonneborni is the source of this 932-nucleotide messenger RNA. The record is from the annotation of a GenBank genome assembly. NCBI's taxonomy places the organism in Eukaryota, Ciliophora, Oligohymenophorea, Peniculida, Parameciidae.